Bombina bombina (fire-bellied toad) is the source of this 6435-nucleotide messenger RNA. It is a transcript of the gene TECTA, whose product is annotated as tectorin alpha. The coding region runs from base 1 to 6435 and encodes 2144 amino acids. The record is from RefSeq and is a predicted model, not a curated record. The transcript is spliced from 23 exons. Lineage: Eukaryota; Metazoa; Chordata; Amphibia; Anura; Bombinatoridae. Gene Ontology annotation, molecular function: protein binding. Gene Ontology annotation, biological process: cell-matrix adhesion.
AUGAAUUGUCCGUCUCUGCUUGGAAUCUGGUCUGUGCUUAUCUUGCUACAAGCUCAGUCCAAGGCGAUUUUAUACCCAUUUUGGCAGAAUGAUACCAAAACUCCCAAGGUAGACGAUGGAAGCUCGCCUGAAAUCAAGCUGUCCAUACCUUUCAUAUUCUUUGGAGUUCCAUACCGAUCACUCUAUGUGAACAACAACGGAGUGAUUUCCUUCAAUGUACUUGUGAGCCAGUUCACCCCUGAAUCGUUUCCACUAUCCGAUGGCCGAGCUUUCAUUGCACCUUUUUGGGCUGAUGUCCACAAUGGAAUACGAGGAGAAAUAUAUUACAAAGAGACCACAGAUCCUGCCACACUGCAAAAAACAUCUAAGGAAGUCAGAAAACACUUUAAGAACGUGCCGUCUUUCUCAGCCACUUGGGUUUUUGUGGUUACAUGGGAUGAAGUCACCUUUUAUGGUGGAAGCAGCUCCACUCCUGUGAAUACAUUUCAAGCUCUGCUGAUCUCUGAUGGGACCACAAGCUUUGCCAUGUUCAACUAUGUGGAGAUCAACUGGACAACGGGGACAGCAAGUGGAGGAGACCCACUUACAGGCCUCGGUGGGGUGAUGGCUCAGGCUGGAUUUAUUGGUGGAAACAGUACAAAUUUCUUCAGUGUACCUGGAUCUCGAUCACCUGAAAUUGUCAGCAUAGAAGAGACCACAAAUGUAAAUCUACCUGGUCGAUGGCUUUUCAAAAUUGAUGGAAAGGAGAUAGACCCAGCCAAUGGGUGCAGCUUGAAAGGGCAGUUUUUGCGACAGGGGGAGCUUUUUUGGGAGAGUGGAAACUGUACCACAAGAUGCCGUUGCUUGGAUUUUAAUAAUGAAGUAUUAUGCCAGGAGUCAAUCUGUGGCCCAUAUGAAGUCUGUGAACCAAAGGAGAAAUUUUUCCAGUGUCUUCCAGUGGAAAGUAGCACCUGUGUGGUGUUUGGAGACCCUCAUUACCACACCUUUGAUGGUCUUCUCUUUCAUUUCCAAGGGUCCUGCUCCUACCUCUUAGCCAGACACUGCUGGCCUGGGAACAAUCUCCCCUUUUUCAGUGUAGAAGCCAAGAAUGAGAACCGUGAAGGGUCAUCCGUGUCAUGGAUAAAGGACAUUUCUCUAGAGGUCUAUUCUUAUAAUAUUGUAAUUCCAAAGGACAGUUUCGGCAAAGUGAAGGUUAAUGAUUUGGUAUUUUCUCUACCAGUUGUGUUGGAUCUAGGGGCAAUCAGAAUCUACCAAAGUGGGCUAUCAACAGCUGUGGAAACUGACUUUGGGUUGUUAGUGAUGUACGAUGGGCAGCAUUAUGCAUCUAUAUCAGUACCAGGCACCUAUAUCAACUCAACCUGUGGAAUGUGUGGGAACUACAAUAAAAAUCCACAAGAUGAUACUCUUCGUUCUGAUGGGAGACCAGCUAUUUCAGUCACAGAUUUAGGAGAGAGUUGGAGAGUUUAUCACCCAGACUGGAGAUGCUCUUCAGGAUGUUUAGACAACUGCAGCUUUUGUGAUACAGCUACAGAGUCUCUCUAUUUUACCUCUGAAUACUGCGGGUUUAUAAAUAUGACUGGGGGCCCACUCUGGGAAUGUGGUACUGUGGUGGAUCCUACUGCCUUUGUCCAUAGUUGUGUUUAUGACCUUUGUGGCUCCAGAGACAAUGGAACUAGUCUUUGUCAGGCCAUCCAGGCAUAUGCUCUUGUAUGCCAAGCUCUGGGGAUUCCUGUAGGAGACUGGAGGACUCAAACUGGUUGUGCCGCAGCUGUGCAAUGCCCAGAGUUCAGCCACUACUCAAUCUGUACCAACAGCUGCCCAGCCACAUGUUCUGACCUCACUGCUCCAUUCUCCUGCAGCAGCCCAUGCACUGAGGGAUGUGAAUGUGACGAAGGUCAUGUACUUAGUGCAGAUACUUGUGUACCCCUGAGUAAGUGUGGCUGUGAAAUGGAUGGCAAAUACUAUGUGGUUGGAGAUACUUUCUGGUCUACUCCUGACUGCACUCUAGAGUGCUGGUGUGAAGAUGGAGGAGAUAUCUCAUGCUUCAACACCACUUGCCGAGAUGGGGAGAUAUGCUCAGUGGAGAACGGGUACAUGGGCUGCUAUCCCAGAAGGGAAAGUGUGUGUUUGGUUAGUCAGAACCAAGUAGUGAACACCUUUGACUCAGUGACUUUCCCUUACCCCAUGGACUAUUCUUACACUUUGCUAAAAACUUGUACAGACAGAGGUGAACCUAUUGUGGUUGACAUCAGCAAGAAGAAACCAGACUCAGGCCCUUAUUGGCUAAGACCUGUGAGGAUCCAGGUAGCCAAGCAAGAGAUUAGGAUCGGUGGCGGCAGCAAUUCUGAAAUCAAGGUUAACGGGUUUGAAGUGGAGCUGCCAUUCUUCCUGCCAUCUGGUGAACUGGAAAUUUACCGUAACAAAAAUGGAACAGUUAUUGAGUCAGAGGGCCAUGUUAGGAUCCAGUACUCAGACCAAGGACUCUUACACAUCACACUUUCAACUCUUUACUAUAACUGCACUGGAGGACUCUGUGGUUACUUCAAUGGAAAUGGAGAAGAUGAGUUCUGCUUUCCAAAUGGUAAAUGUACUGACAAUGUUGCUGUCUUUUUGGAGAGCUGGACAACCUUUGAUGAAAUUUGUAACGGGGAGUGUGGAGAUCUGCUUAAGGCUUGUAACAAUGAUUCUGAGCUACUCAAAUUUUACAGGAGUAGGUCCAAGUGUGGAAUCAUUAAUGACCCCAGCAACAGUUCCUUCCUAGACUGCCAUGCUGUGGUCAAUGUCUCUGCCUAUUAUAGAACGUGCCUUUUCCGUCUAUGCCAAAGUGGGGGGAACCAGACGGAACUUUGUGAUUCAGUCAGCCGCUAUGCCUCGGCUUGCCAGAAUGCAGGUAUAGAUGUUGGCCCAUGGAGGAGCCGCAAUUUCUGCCCUCUUGUGUGUCCUGAAAACAGCCACUUUGAAGAAUGCAUAACGUGCACUGAAGCUUGUGAAACUCUGGCUUCAGGUCCUGUUUGUUUGGACAACUGUGGAGAAGGUUGCCAAUGCGAUGAAGGAUUUGUCUUGCGAGGACCCUAUUGUGUCCCUAAGAGGGAAUGUGGCUGCAGUUUUGAUGGUCACCAAGUUUCCACCAAUGAGACUUUUUGGGUUGACCUUGACUGCAAGUCUCUGUGCUACUGCAAUGGGUCAGACAACAGUAUUUAUUGUGAGAGCAGCCCAUGUAAGGAUGAUGAAUAUUGCAAGGAAGACAAUGGUUUGUAUUACUGUCAGCCACGUACAGAUGCCUCUUGUAUUGUCUCAGGGUACGGUCAUUACCUCACCUUUGAUGGAUUCCCAUUUGAUUUCCAGACCAGCUGCCCACUCAUCCUUUGCACUACAGCCACUAAUACCAAAGGGGACACUUUUCCCAAAUUUACAGUCACAGCAAAGAAUGAAGACAGAGAUCCUUCUCUGGCACUGUGGGUGAAGCAAGUUGAGGUGGAAGUUUACAGUUACAAGAUUGUAAUCUAUCGAGCCUACAAGCACACUGUUAUGGUAAACAAUGAAAGACUGUAUUUACCUUUGAAGUUGGGCCAUGGGAAGGUGAACAUAUUUGCCUUUGGCUUUCAUAUUGUGGUAGAAACAGAAUUUGGAUUAAAAGUGGUAUAUGAUUGGAAGACAUUUCUUUCUUUGACUAUCCCUCGCCACAUGCAAAACAGCACAUAUGGACUGUGCGGGAGGUAUAAUGGAAACAUAGAGGAUGAUUUACAGACUUCCAGUGGUACAAUAAGUGUAAAUGUCAAUGAGUUUGCCCAGAGUUGGGUGAAAAGAGAUACAUUUUGCCAAGUUGGCUGUGGAGACCGAUGUCCUACCUGCACUAAGGUUGAUGGCUUCUGGAAAGCCCAACAGCUCUGCAACACAAUCUCCAACAGAAAUGGCGUGUUUGCCAAGUGCCACAGCAAAGUCAACCCUAACUUCUUUUACAAGAAUUGUUUGUUUGACUCAUGCAUUGACGGUGGUGCUGUUCAGACUGCUUGCAACUGGCUACAGGACUAUGCAAGCACAUGCCAAAUACAAGGGAUUGCGGUCACGGGUUGGAGAAACUUCACAUCUUGCUUUGUCACCUGCCCCCCUUAUAGUCACUAUGACAGCUGUGUAAGUGUGUGCCAGCCUCGCUGUGCUGCCAUCCGUCUUAAAAGUGACUGCAAUCACUACUGCGUGGAGGGAUGCCAGUGUGACCCAGGUUACGUCCUGAAUGGAAAGAGUUGUAUCCUUCCACACAACUGCGGCUGCUAUGCUGAUGGCAAAUACUAUGAGCCCAAGCAGCUUUUUUGGAAUAGUGACUGCACCAGGCGAUGCCGAUGCUUUGGCCGAAAUCUCAUCCAGUGUGAUCCUCGGCACUGCAAAUCAGACGAGGAGUGUGCACUUAGAAAUGGCGUGAGGGGCUGCUUCAGCAAGAAAAGCUCGUACUGUAUAGCUGCAGGUGGGGGUGUCUUCAGGACCUUUGAUGGAGCUUUUCUUCGAUUUCCAGCCAACUGCGCAUUUGUCUUGUCCACAAUCUGUCAAAAGUUACCGGAUAUCUCCUUCCAGCUCAUUAUUAACUUUGAUAAGUGGUCUUCUCCUAACUUGACUGUCAUAUCCCCUGUGUACUUCUACAUUAAUGAGGAACAGAUUCUUAUUAGUGAUCGCAACACAGUGAGGGUAAACGGAACACAAGUGACUGUCCCAUUUGUAACUGGAUUGUCUACCAAAAUUUACAGCAUGGAAGGAUUUUUGGUUAUAGACACAAGUCCUGAUAUUCAAAUUCAUUAUAAUGGCUUCAACAUUAUUAAAAUCAGCAUUAGUGAGAGACUUCAGAACAAAGUAUGUGGUCUUUGUGGAAACUUUAAUGGAGACAUGACGGAUGAUUAUGUGACGCUUAGGGGGAAGCCUGUUGUAAGCAGCGUGGUAUUAGCACAAAGCUGGAAAACCAACGGAAUGCAAAAGAGCUGCAAUGAGCUACAGUAUUCUCAGUAUGCAUCAACUUGUGACAAUGUGCAAAUUCAAACGCUUCAGAGUGAUGGUUACUGUCUCAAACUGACGGAUAUGAAGGGCUUUUUCCAGCCCUGUUAUGGCCUUCUGGACCCAGUUCCGUUCUAUGAGUCUUGCUUUCUUGAUGGGUGCUACAACAACAAGAAGUACCAGUUGUGCGGAUCAUUGGCAGCAUACGGAGAAGCCUGCAGAUCAUUUGGUAUUCUCAGCACAGAGUGGAUUGAGAAGGAGAAUUGCUCAGGAGUGAUUGAGGAUCCCUGUGUGGGUGCAGACUGCCCCAACAGGACCUGUGAAGUGGACAACGGAGGAGAACUUUGUGGUUGUAUGGAUCCCCCAGCUUAUGGAAAUGACACUCAUGACAUCAUUGAUGCUGAAGUCACCUGCAAAGCUGCCCAGAUGGAGGUGUCCAUAUCCAAGUGCAAACUCUUUCAGCUGGGCUUUGAGAGAGAAGGUGUUCGAAUAAAUGACAGACACUGUCCUGGCAUUGAAGGGGAAGAUUUCAUAUCAUUUCAAAUAAACAACACUAAGGGCAACUGUGGAAAUAUUGUACAGUCUAACGGUACUCACAUCAUGUAUAAAAAUACGGUCUGGAUAGAAAGCGCAAACAACACGGGUAAUAUAAUAACAAGGGAUCGGACCAUCAAUGUGGAGUUUUCAUGUGCAUAUGAAUUAGAUAUCAAGAUUUCUUUAGACUCCGUAAUACGACCAAUGCUAAGUGUAAUUAAUUUGACUGUCCCCACUCAAGAGGGCAGUUUUACCACCAAGAUGGCGCUGUAUAAAAACGCAUCCUAUAAACACCCGUAUCGCCAAGGAGAGGUGGUCCUCACAACCCGGGAUGUACUGUUCGUUGGGGUUUUUGUGGUGGGAGCAGACUCAACGCAUCUUAUUUUAAUACUAAAUAAAUGCUACGCAACUCCAUCUCGAGACAGCAAUGAUAAACUGAGAUACUUCAUCAUUGAAGGAGGGUGUCCAAACAUUAAAGACAACACAAUUGGAAUAGAAGAGAAUGGGAUCUCCCUAACCUGUCGCUUCCAUGUCACAGUCUUUAAAUUUAUAGGAGACUAUGAUGAGGUUCAUCUUCACUGUGCUGUGUCUCUUUGUGACUCUGAAAAAUACUCCUGCAAAAUUAACUGUCCACAGAACUCCAGGAUUGCCAGUGACUAUGCACAGGAUCCCAAAGAACAAAUUAUCUCAGUUGGCCCAAUCAGAAGAAAACGUCUUGAUUGGUGUGAGGAUAACGGAGGUUGUGAGCAGAUCUGCACGAGCAGACUAGACGGACCUAUAUGUAGCUGUGUGACUGGGAUGCUACAGGAGGAUGGGCGGAGCUGCAGAGUGUCUAGUUCUUCAGCAGAACGUCACGGCUGGCUGCUUCCACUGAUCAUAAAUCAGAUAUCUGUGUGGGUUUUUAUUUAUAAAACCAAACAAUAA